CUCUCUCGAUUGCUGCGGUGACACCGUGGCUUCAUAGGUGGUGCCUGGCGGCUAUGAAACCUGUCGAUUUACAUGUACUACUGCAGAAGACAUUUUUUUGCCAUGGCCGGUCUCCUGUGCGCCUCUGCUGGGUCACGUGCUAGAUCGCGUACAUGUACCGAUGCUCUUCUCUCCGCAACGUUCAGGCGCGGAUGCGCAGCAGCAGCAAGACCGACACCGCCCGUGGCUGCAGCGAGGGUGGGGUUUGUCGUGACCCUAGAGCGUUCCGUUGUCACCGACACCGAGGACGGGGCUCUAUGGAAGAGCGGAGUGUUCGACGCGGAAAUACAUCCAGACCUACCCCCGGCGGGUACCAUGGCUGGGCUUGCCCGCUGCUACCUUCGAAGAGCGAAGGCGGCCGUGUUCGAGAUGAGACCCGAUGGGAACAGCGACAGCAGCAGCGAAGGGGAGAAGGCAGCAGGAUCGGAUACAGACACCGUUGGUCGAUGCGUUGCUAAGGAAGGAAACGAGGGGGGCUAUCUCGUCCGCACCGUCCCCGUGCAACUGUCGCGACAAAAGGAACUUCGACGACGCCUUGCGGUAGCGGCAGGGGUAGAUGCGGAAGGGGCCAAAGUCCGGAACGUGCGGCCUGCCGAUGCGCUACUGCUGGUUUCUGGAAGCCACCCCGGGCGACGCCUGCCGUUCGCCAAGAGUUUCCUCCCGGACGUCUACGACGAGCUUCGCUUGGCAACAAGCAUGCGAAAUAGCGGCCGUUUGCCGAAGGGGUUGGCCCUUUGGGCAGUCGCGAACCCUUUGGCGGAGGCGGACGAGGCGGGGGUUGACCGCGUUCGGAAGAAGGUGGAGCUCGGGGCAGAGGUUAUUCUCACGCAGCCGCCUCUUGCUUGGGAACUAUUCGAACGGUGGCUGCAAGGCGUUCACGCCAGCGGGGCUCUGGGGAGAAGUGCCGCGGCGAGAAACGCCGGAUUGACGAAACCCGGGGAGGGGACGGAUGCCACGGUGAAGAUAUUCGAAACGUCCGGGUCGACGGGCGAAGAGCGGUCUACUCGCCACCCGCUUGCCGCAGCAGAGGGACGAAGAGGAGGAGACCCCGCAGCGAGGAUUCUGGUAGGGCUGCCUGUCAUCACCUCACCCAAGGGGCUCCGCUUCUGGCUCGACCUGUGCGGGUUGCACGACAAACCGGGUGUCUGCAAGCAGGUCUUCGAGGCCUUCGGACAACCUUCGUCGGUCGUGGCGAGAACGGGGUCUGAGGAACCACACGCACACCCCGCCGGGGAAAAGCAAGCAACAGCCGUUGCUGGGUCGCCUCCGUCCCCGUACGGGCAGGAGUGGUUGGAGACUACAAUGUUGAAGCUCAAGAGUCUAGACGGGAGCGGGUUGGGCGUGGCAGGGGUGCAUCUCAUGGCGCCUGGCCGAGCGCCCCGGCGGCGGGCGAUAGAGCUUGCCGCCACAGGAUUUUUCGGGAAACCUCGCUGAUGCCGGUUGUUCUAAUUGUAACCGUAAUUUUUUCAUUCUCAACCCGUCAAACCAAGCCGUGUGCUCCACCUUACUGUCACGAGUCUCUUCUCUUCUCGUUGUAAAGUUCUUUCCCCGCACGCCCUUAACAUCGGUGCUCGAGUCACGAUACACUGACAAUUGCCACACAAUUAUAUCACAACGGCCACAAAACAUCCCCCCCUUCCCCGAAGUUUUUGUCCGCAUGCCCUCAUCUAUCACGGCCAGCUUGUAACAACUCUACGCCCACAACGUGCAGGGCCGAGCCGCUCACCUUGAACAAAUACAAUUCUCCACCAAUACAUGGUGAGUUUCUGUGUACAUGAAUCACAUCCUCCCACGGUACCCCAGAGGACCGGGGCAUCGGUAGGCCCCCGCGUCCGAAGACCAUGCGCAUGGUAAUAUUGUGUACAGUCGCUGGCACCCGAAUCCCCUUUUCCGUUCCUCGCAAAACUCCGAAAAUACAAACAAGCCACCACAAAAAAAAGACAAUACGAGCAAUAUGCCCGACUCUUCCCUCAACAACGCCAAGCGUCACCCAUUCAAACUCAAA
This is a messenger RNA of Ectocarpus siliculosus, 2044 nucleotides long. NCBI's taxonomy places the organism in Eukaryota, Phaeophyceae, Ectocarpales, Ectocarpaceae. The record is from the annotation of a GenBank genome assembly.